UGGACUAACAAGGAAUUCCAUUCCAUGUGUUACUUCAGCCAAUAAGUAACAAUCCUAAACAUAACAUGAGAAAGACUAACAUAACAGGAAGAAAGAGUUUCAUAACCUAGGAAUAGGAUGAUCAAUUCUAAGACAAAGAAUGAGAAUAAUACAAACAUAACAGAUUCUGUCUAUCUAUCUGGGUUCUGGGUUCUGCAAAUGCAAUGCUGCAAACAAGUGCAAAACUCAUCCAACUCCUCCGAAACACAAAUGCUCCAUUUUCAAAGCAGCUUCUGCGCCACCACUUCUCCUCUUCAGUCUCCACCACCGCCAAAGAUGAAUACUUCGCCGCCAUCCACCACAUCUCCAACAUCGUCCGUCGCGACUUCUACAUGGAGCGCACCCUCAACAAACUCGGCAUCACAGUCACCCCGGAGCUCGUGUUCCGCGUCCUCCGCGCCUGCUCCAUCUCCUCCGCCGAGUCCCUCCGCUUCUUCAACUGGGCCCGCUCCCACCACCACCACCCUCCCUACAUCCCAACCUCCCUCGAGUUCGAAGAAAUCGUCAAGAUCCUCGCACGUGCCAACAACUACCAAACCAUGUGGACCAUCAUCCACCAGAUGACACACCACCACCGCCUCGCCCUCUCCCCCGAAGCCGUCUCCUCCGUCAUCGAAGCCUACGGCCACCACCGCCACGUCGACCAAGCCGUCGAGGUUUUCAACAAGUCUAGGGUUUUCAAUUGCCCCCAAAAUCUCCAACUCUACAACUCCCUCCUCUUAGCCCUCUGCGAAUCCAGGCUCUUCCAUGGCGCUUACGCCUUGAUUCGGAGAAUGGUUCGGAAAGGUAUUGCCCCUGACAAGAGAACCUACGCGGUUCUGGUUAACGCGUGGUGUUCGACCGGGAAAAUGCAAGAGGCUAAGCAGUUCUUGAAGGAAAUGAGCGAGAAAGGGUUUAACCCUCCAGUUAGAGGUCGUGAUCUUCUAAUUGAAGGUUUGUUAAACGCCGGUUAUUUCGAAUCGGCGAAAGGAAUGGUGAGGAAGAUGAUCAAGGAAGGGUUUGUUCCUGAUGUGGGAACCUUCAAUGCAUUGCUUGAAGCAAUGUGCAAAUGCAAGAGUGACUUUGAUACAACUGAAACUGAAACUGAGAUUGAAACUGAUUCUGAGGUUGCAUUCUGUGUUGGUCUUUAUCAUGAAGUGUGUAAAUUGGGGAUGGUUCCUGAUGUUAACACUUACAAGAUCCUCAUACCUGCGGUUUCGAGGGCAGGGUUGAUGGAUGAAGCGUUUAGGUUGUUGCAUAAUUCUGUUGAGGAUGGUCAACGUCCCUUUCCAAGCUUGUAUGCGCCUAUAAUUAAGGCUCUGUGCAGGAGGGGUCAAUUUGAUGAUGCAUUUUGCUUUUUCAGUGAUAUGAAGGUAAAGGGUCAUCCCCCUAAUCGUCCUCUCUAUACUAUGCUAAUUACCAUGUGUGGUCGUGCUGGAAGGUUUGUUGAUGCAGCUAAUUACCUUUUUGAAAUGGCUGAGAUUGGUUUGGUCCCUAUAUCUCGCUGCUUUGAUAUGGUCACUGAUGGAUUGAAGAAUUGUGGUAAACAUGACUUGGCUAAAAGAGUACAACAACUUGAAAUCUCUAUCCGUGGUGUUUGAUUUCAUAUGCAUUAGCCACAUUAUACAUGCUGAAAAACUCCUCUUUACAAGGUGUCUUAACUAUGGAAUUCAAUAUAGGUCCUUAUUUUUGGUCUCUCUCUCUCUCUCUUUCUUUACUCUUUCCAAUUCUAUCUAUUUUGGCCUAUACUUCUUCACUACUUGUAAACUAGAUGAAUUUUCUAUCAUACCUUUGAGGAACAAAGAAAGCGUUUCUCUAAGAAGCAAAACCUUUUUUUUUUUCUCAAGUUCUGAUGAGAUAGGAUGUUGCAGUUCUGCUGAUGGCAUCAAUUGAGUUAUGUUUUUAACAACAGUACCAUGCAUUAAAGUGAUUUGCGACAGCAUCUUCGUGUUAGGAAGCAUUUAAUCAUCUGUAGAACUGUAGAAGAGGAAAGUUAAACGGUGAGAAAUGAAAAAUUGUAGAACCAUUAUGCACUAACAUGUGAUGUAUUCUAACAAGGGAAGAUAAAAACUCUCUCUAGAAAAUCAUUCAAAUGUGCUUGACUGCUGCACUUUUUCACUUAAUGAUGUUGUUCUGAGUAUGACAUUCAGCGAAAGAGAGAUGGUUAAGUUCAAGAAACAUUUCCUUCUGAAAUCUGAAUGAUGAAAGCAAGCAUCCUCCCAAUCCUUGAAAAAAUUCCGGGCGGUUUCCCAACAGAAAGAGAAUCCAUACGCCUGGAAGGAGGCUGAAUUGCAGAUGAAGACACUAUUUUUCCGUUUUACUAGUCGUUGCUAUAUUAUUUUUAUCCUCUCUGUACUCUGGUGGAAAAUGAAAACUUGAUUGGAUUGGCAGCUUUUGUGUAUGGCUUUGCAAAUUCACACAGCAUGUGGAAGGUAUGCUUAAAGCUGUCAGUAGAAAAUGUGUUUCUGUUUCUCGUCUUUGUUAUACAGAUUGAAUUUCCCAUGUCUGUUUGAAUUUUUGUUUGCCAAGUCUUCAGAAAUUUCAAUUGGGUGUAAAGAUACUAAAAUAUUGUACAUGUUAGUUCUGCAGCUGCAGCAGCUCCAAUCUCAAUUCUUACUUUGUCUCUAUCUGGGCUCUCUGUAAAUGAAAAAAAA
Molecule: messenger RNA, 2672 nt
Organism: Gastrolobium bilobum
Lineage: Eukaryota; Viridiplantae; Streptophyta; Magnoliopsida; Fabales; Fabaceae
Product: pentatricopeptide repeat-containing protein At5g18390, mitochondrial
Exons: 2
Coding region: 204-1619 (471 amino acids)
Molecular function (GO): protein binding
Source: RefSeq, a predicted model, not a curated record